Messenger RNA from Electrophorus electricus (electric eel), 3567 nucleotides. It is a transcript of the gene txnrd2.2, whose product is annotated as thioredoxin reductase 2, tandem duplicate 2. The record is from RefSeq and is a predicted model, not a curated record. NCBI's taxonomy places the organism in Eukaryota, Metazoa, Chordata, Actinopteri, Gymnotiformes, Gymnotidae. Gene Ontology annotation, molecular function: flavin adenine dinucleotide binding; glutathione-disulfide reductase (NADPH) activity; thioredoxin-disulfide reductase (NADPH) activity. Gene Ontology annotation, cellular component: cytosol; mitochondrion. Gene Ontology annotation, biological process: cellular response to oxidative stress; glutathione metabolic process; cell redox homeostasis.
GGGUCCUUCAGACUGCCGACAUGGCUGCCUUCCGCAGAGGCUGUGCGCGCUGGCAGCAGGUGCGCUUCCUCGGCGCUCGCGCACCCGGGAGGACUUUCGCAGGGACGCACCACUACGAUCUCGUGGUUAUUGGCGGCGGUUCUGGAGGCUUGGCGUGUUCCAGAGAAGCAGCCCAGUUGGGACAAAAAGUGGCCGUUUUGGACCAUGUCCAACCUUCAGCGAGAGGCACGGCGUGGGGUCUCGGCGGUACUUGCGUGAACGUCGGCUGCAUUCCCAAGAAGCUCAUGCACCAGGCUGCACUGCUGGGUGUUGCCAUGGACGAUGCUGGGAAGUUUGGCUGGAGCAUCCCUGGACCAGUGUCACAUGACUGGUCCACUCUAGCACAAGCUGUGCAGAACUACGUGAAGUCCCUGAACUGGGGACACAGGGUUCAGCUACAGGACAGGAAGGUGAAGUACUUCAACACGAGAGGCAGUCUGCUCGACAGACACACCGUCAGAGGCCUGGAUGCCAAAGGAACGGAGAUGACUCUGACAGCCAGGAACAUCGUAAUAGCCACUGGUGGACGACCCAGAUACCCCACGCAUGUCCCUGGAGCACGGGAGUUUGGCAUCACCAGCGAUGACCUCUUCUGGCUCAAAGAGUCUCCCGGUAAAACGCUAGUUGUUGGAGCCAGCUAUGUGGGAUUGGAGUGUGCUGGUCUCCUCGCAGGCAUUGGCCUGGACGCCUCUGUGAUGGUGCGCAGUGUUGCCCUCCGUGGGUUUGAUCAGCAAAUGGCCCAGCUGGUGACGGGGCACAUGGAGGCGCGUGGGACCCGGUUCCACUGGGGCUGCGUUCCCACAUCAGUAGAGAAGCUUCCGUCUGGACUGCUGCAGGUGAAGUGGACGGAAGUGCGGAGCGACCUGGAGCGAGUGGAGCGGGAGGACACGUUCAGCUCUGUCCUGUGGGCCAUAGGUCGAGUUCCAGAGACGACAGGCUUGAACCUGCCACAGGUCGGCGUGCAGCUACACCCGGACACGGGCAAGAUCGUCGUGGCAACAGAUGAGCGCACCACCGUGUCCAAUGUGUACGCCAUCGGCGACGUUGCGGAGGGUCGUCCUGAGCUCACACCCACAGCCGUUAAGGCGGGUAAACUCCUGGCCCGCAGGCUAGCAGGACAGUCCAAUCAGCUCAUGGACUACCACAGUGUUCCUACUACAGUGUUUACUCCAUUGGAAUAUGGCUGUGUAGGUCUGUCAGAAGAGUCAGCAGAGAGCAGAUAUGGCAAAGACAAUAUAGAGGUGUAUCACGCCUUUUACAAACCACUGGAGUUCACCAUUGCGGAGAGGGAUGCUAGUCACUGCUACGUCAAGGUGGUGUGUGAUCGUGCAGGUGUGCAGCGUGUGCUGGGGCUGCAUUUCACUGGGCCCAGUGCAGGUGAAGUGAUUCAGGGCUUCGCUGUCAGCGUUAGGUGUGGUUUGACCUACGCCCAGCUACGAGACACCGUGGGCAUCCACCCAACGUGUGCAGAGGAGCUGACCAAAAUCCACAUUACUAAGCGUUCCGGUCUAGAUGCCACGGUAACUGGUUGCUGAGGUUAAGCCCCGCCCCUCCCUUCCACUACCCUGAGCAGACAGACCCUUCAGAUGGAGGAAGUGAUGUCGUCGUCGGACCUUCGUGACACAUUCUGUGUUAGGAUCUCACCUGUAUUGUCCUCGUGGGGGUAGACGACCUCUGCACUCUCUCCGUCCCGCACGCAACCUGUCACUGCAGUGACCUCUCGCUUGGCUCUGGUGCUCGCGUUACGUCGUUACUGGGCUCCUGCUCUCAGGUGGCGGCAUGUAGCUGCGAUUUAAGGGGCGUUCACUGGCGUGGGCUGCAGCCACAGCGGCAGCUGGCAGGGCGGCGCUACCACUAAACAGGCCUCUGAGUCAGGACUAGGGCCCCAUUCCGCUCUGCAGGGACAGAUUCCGAAAGGUUUCCGAAGCGUUUUCUGUGAAUAUUGUUGUUUCUCCCGCUGUACUUCCUGCCCAUUACUCAUGCGCCACCGCUGACACUGAUGGAUGGGAUAGGCCUGUCGCCACGGUGACACCACCCUGUUUCCCAGGGAUGCAGACAAACACUCGGCGAGGAGCCUGUCAGUCAAAUACGAAGGCCAGUCCUAGGCUGAGAGGGUGCUUGUUUGGACCUGGGUUACAGCCAUUUCCCCCGGAGCACUGAGAGAAUGUGGAGAGAAAACACACACGCGCACACUCAUUCUGUUUCUCUCUGUCUUUGGGCUAAUAGCCAUACAGACUCCAGCAACCUGAUCAGAGUUUGUGUUAUUAACUACCUCUACCUGAAGGUGGCAGUAUGAGUCUCCCUUUCUCCUCCUGUCUACACUGAGGUUGGACUAGCUGAGAAGCUGUGGGACGACCGUGAGCAGUUUAGUCAUGAAUUGUGAAGAUAAAAUGCAGAAUUGAAGGUUUUAUUGAUGGCUGGCAUUGUAGGUGUUGGAGCUGAUGUUCUUUCCAGAAGAUAAAGCUCAUCUCUGGUCUGGUUGGCUGGCUGGGUCACCUCUUGUCUCCACAGGUACGGCAGUUUCACUGAGGUCUUACUUCAAAAAAUCCACCCACGCUGUGAUGACACAAUGUGGAGCCUUCGGUUCGAAGCAGUGAUGUCGUAAUGGGUGCUUCACAUAUAACCAGUGAUGUCAUAAUUGGCUCCUCAGUGGUGGAGGAUGUCUUGGUAACUGCUCCUCAUUGUGGUCUGAGCGUCUUUCCACAGCCGGUUUGGACUCUGUUAACGAGUCUGUCGGGGGAGGGGUGGCCCAUUCACACUGGUCCUGUGUUCAUGAAGCUCUGGACACUCUGAGCCAUCGGAGUUGUUGUUUUUUUUUUUUUCCCCCUGGAUUUGAUCUGCCUAGCCACUCUGAUUAAUGAGGUCCAAAGUGAAGUGACAAGUUGUCACGGAGAUGUAGAGAAGCCUGGGCUACCAGGUUUAUUUUUACCUAGAGAGAGCAGGAGAGAGAGCGAGGUCCUGUGUUCCUGUUUCAGGGAUGACUGAAAAACCCUGACCCCAGUACACCGCCACCAACAGCUUGACUCAUUCUUUCACAAACACACACACGCACAGAGAGAGACGGGGGUUGUCAAAAGAGUGUAUCCAGCAUCAUGUUGUCAGAGUAAGUGAAUACGCCCCUCUGCUAAGUGGAGUUUUGGUGGAAGAGAUGUUUCCUGGGAAAUGGAGUCCUGGAGGUUUUUAACUUGUAGCUCAGUGUGACUCAGGCUCAACAAAGAGAGUCAUCGUUGUUUUUAAACGUUGACGUAUGACAGACAUGUACAUGUAACCUCCAGGGUCCCUCAGACUGUAGCUUCAUCUUGUAAACACACACACACACACACACCCCAUCUACACACUCUGAAGGGUCAGGUUCAACUUUCCAGGGGCCAGUUAAUGAUGACUUGCGCUAAAAGCCUUAUUGGAAAGUGUAGGUCUGAUGUCGUCUAGUGCCCAACUGUUUACUGUGUACAUAGUGAAGGCUAAUUUGAUAUAAAGCAUUUGAAUUGCAUAUGUUGUGUGAGGUAAUAAAUCAUGAGAGUGUAAUGA